Molecule: messenger RNA, 964 nt
Organism: Yamadazyma tenuis ATCC 10573
Lineage: Eukaryota; Fungi; Ascomycota; Pichiomycetes; Serinales; Debaryomycetaceae
Source: RefSeq, a predicted model, not a curated record
AUCUGCUAAUGAACGGACAGAUCUUAUCUAUACUGUCACACGUCGUGCACGGGUACGUGGGGAACCGGGCGAUCACAUUCCCGUUACAGUACCUUGGGUGGAACGUCGAUGCCUUAAAUACCACAAAUCUCUCAAACCACCCGGGAUACGGCAAGUUUGGUGGUAGUGCUGAGGACCCGCAGUUGAUAGUCAAAGUGCUUGAAGGACUUGAGGAAAUCGGUAAUUCGGUCGACCACUACAAUAUGGUGCUCACUGGAUAUAUGCCGAAUGAGCUGAUACUUGGAGCCAUCAAAGACUCGAUUUUCAAGAGGUUUAACCUGAAUAACCACAAACCUAUUUUGGUGAUGGAUCCCAUCUUGGGUGACAACGGGAAAAUAUACGUGGAUGAGCGUGUGAUUCCCAUAUACAAGCAGAUGUUUUGCAGCGGGUAUGUGGACUUGAUAACGCCCAACCAGUUCGAGUUUGAGGUUCUUAGUGGUGUGUCAAUUAAGGAUAUCACCUCUUUAAAGCAGGCGAUCAUGGCAUUUUCUCAUGCUUAUGAGGUGAAGAAUGUCGUUUUGUCGUCUAUCAAUAUUGGAGAUGACAUGUACAGCGUGGGGUAUACGCGAGGCGCACAUGAGCUAUUCCUUGUGUCUAUCCACGAGAUUCCGUGUAAAUUUUUUGGCUGUGGUGACCUUUUCACGGGACUUGUGGCGCAUAACUUCUAUAAAGCAGGCGGAAAACUCACGGCGCAGGUGUUGAAUGACAGUGUACAUAAGUUGACUAAGGUGUUACAGAACACGCUUGAUCUUGAGAGGCAGGUGAGAGGGACUGAGGAUAUAAAGGUGGUGAAUGAUAUAAAGAUUGUACCACUGGCGAAGUAUUUAUUAGAGGAGUUUGGAGAUGGAGAGGUUGUAUACAUAGAAAUGGAGGAGGCAUAGAGACAAACACUAGAUAGAAUACAUUAGCAUAUGAACGUCAUUUU